This is a messenger RNA of Drosophila willistoni, 1277 nucleotides long. RefSeq lists its product as uncharacterized. The coding region runs from base 178 to 939 and encodes 253 amino acids. The transcript has 2 exons. The record is from RefSeq and is a predicted model, not a curated record. NCBI's taxonomy places the organism in Eukaryota, Metazoa, Arthropoda, Insecta, Diptera, Drosophilidae.
UUUGGCGAGACAACAAAGUUUUUUUGUUGUUAUUGUGCUGUUGAGGAGUUGCUUCUGUGGAGUCUUGGGGAUUGGUUCGGUUCGGUAUAGAUAAACGGAAAAUUCAUUUUCAAAUCGAACGGAAGAGUGAGAAAGUGUCUAAGACUACAUCAACAAAUUUCGCGACAAGAUUAGCCCAUGUCUAUGAGUAAUCUUUCAGUGGACGGCGAGUUCCGUUACAUUGUUCAAUGGUUUCAUGAGUGGAGCGAACUGCAACGUGAUGACUUUGUGUAUGUAUUGGUGGAAUACUUAACAAAUGUGGGCGAUGGCGGCGGCGGUGGUGGUGGUGUCUAUGUGAAUGGCGUUGCAAACUCGUUAGCGUCGUCAGGAGUGCAGGACAAGCCCAUGAGUCUUUUUCAGUGCCGCAUUAAGCUGUUUCGUGAAUGGAGCCCCAAGUGGCCAAUCGAGUUCAAAUGCAAACUGCAGGAGAAAAUCAACGAAAUCGACGCCAAUGUGGGGGAAAAGAUUAUCAAUGAGCUAAAGGGGCCGACGGGCCAUAGCGGCCACAAUGGAGACGUUGCUGUUCAUUUACAUGUAAAUGGAGCAAGCGGAGACAAUGAAUUGGAAGUUGAACCAGAAAUGGAACACACGGUACCAGCAGCAGCAGACACAGCAGCUCAGAAUCAGGCGUCAGAUAAUGAUAACCAUUUAGCAGAGGUAUUGCGUCAAGAGACUCCAGUGGAUGAUGUGGAUGCUGGCGCUGAUGGCAAUGCCGAUAUAAAUGGCCAUUAUGUCUCGGCCCCGGCUGCAGUGACAACGAUUGCGGUGAAUGCAUCUCCACAAUCGCCCGCCCCAUCCCCGUCGCCCCCGUCACCGCAGCCGCUUGUCGUUGUUGAACCUGUAGAACAGGUCGAGUCGAAUAACGUUACAGUCUCUUCCGAGGUGCCACCAGUGGCAUAGAAAAACGAGCAUAAAGUAAGAAAGAAAGACUUAAUGAGUAGUUAAGAAGUUUUUUGUUAGAUAUCUGCCAUCUCACAAUCUUCAAGAAUUCCAUCAAAAGCAUUCCUAGCCAUUUAAGUUAAAAGACUUUCGAAUAAUCCUAAUAUAUAAGAUCAUUUUAUUAUACAUUUUUUAUUCUCAAGCGUACACGGGCAAAAUAGCUUACCAUAAUGUUUUAGUAAGCUAUUUCUCUUAACUAUAAGAAUUUGCAAUUUGAAAUCUUAAAAUAUGAAUCAAAAAUAAUUAUUUCUUUAUUAAAACUAUGCGUAUGCUUGUAUGCUAUAAACUGAAUAAUUCUA